ACCGGAAACAGUCUCUACUUUCGGUUUUGCUUUUUUUUCUGGGAUUGGGAACGAAAAAAAAUAAAUGAAAGAGAUACAAAACAAAAAACUGAAAGAUGAGGUGCUCACGCACCGGCUGUGGUAAAGAGGGUGAUGGUAAAUUCUGUGACGAAUGUGGAGCCAAGAUGGUUGAUGAGAGGAUGGACACUGUUGUUAUUUGUAGUGGUAAACUUGAAGAUGACUCACCAUGUGGAGCAGAGCUGGAGCCGAGUCAGAAGUUCUGUAAAAACUGUGGGGUCAAAGUUGAUCAGUCACUGUUUUCAAGUUUGCAAGACACAUGUCCUAAUUGUGGUAAAGUUCUUGAGCAGGAAGCGAAGUUUUGUAUGGAGUGUGGACAUAGACUGAAAAAGCCAGUAGGAGGUCAACAUUCAUCUGUUAUGAAAGAAGUGGAAUCUUCUGGAAGAGUUGAUAAAACUGGCAUGGAAUCACUGGCGGAGAGAAAAGAAAACAAUUUAGUAGUGAAAAAUGAUGCAGUCCUUUCAGCAGGUUCCAAAGAUGGAGAUGGUGAUAAUAUCAUGAAGGGAGAAAAAAAUAUAGAUGCAGAAAGGAAAGAAAAUAGAAGUUUGACAGAGGAAAGUGGUGGCCAUUCUGAAAAGAGAGAAGAAAAUGAGGAUAAUAAUAUUAAACCUGACAGUAGUGGAUCAGAGAACUCUGAUAAAUCACAUUCAGAAAUGACUUACAUCUCCAAUGCUGCUUCAGUGAACACUGAAGCAGCUCAGGCAACAGAAAAUAAGUCAUAUUCAAAACUGGAGGAUGAUGCUGGAAUGGCAGUCAAUGAGAGUGAUAUUUCUACUGAAAAUGGAGAAGAACAAGCUGAAAUUUCAAAGAAUGAUAUUGGAAACAUUAGCAUAAUUCAUGAAAACUCAAAGACUGACUUGUCUGAACAACUGGAAGAAGUCCAUAUUGGCAAAGAUAAGCCAGGAAAUCUAAACAUUGUAGAUAGUACAAAAACUGACAGCAAUGACGAGAAUAAGAAGAAAGACAUGAGAACAACUAGUGCUGAGGCCAAAGUUGGAGAAGAUGAAGAAGACACUAUGGAAGUACAGAGUUAUGGAAAUGGCCAGGUAAAACGAAGUAAGAGCCAGAAAGAGAAUGAGAAGAAAAGAAAACAAGAGACUGAAGAAACCAGACUUGACAAAGAUCGGGAAGUAAAUGCCGAAGAAAUAAGCGAAGGACCAGAACUAACUGCAAGCAAUGAAUCUGUUGCAGAAGAUUCAAAUGAUAAGUCUAAAGCAACAGACAAGACUGAGAAAUGUGAGAAUAAAAAUAAAGAUACAAAUGCAAGAGAAAAGAUGGACAGCAAAAACAGUAGUGGAACUGAAAUUACCAUUCCUGAGCAAUCAGGAAUGGUAUUUGGUUCUGGAAGAUCAUUUGGCAUGAAUGAGAUGGGAGGAAACUAUGAAGUGAAAACACCAUAUGGAAAUAACCUGUUUACAUUAAGCAACAAACCAAGCACAGGUGGUGGUUUGGAUGAUGAACAAGUCAGAGGAGAUGAUAAUGUAAACAAUAAUGAGGCAUUGUCACCUCCAGAUAAUGACAUGGCUGCUGAAGAUACUGUAAUUUACUCAAAUGACUUUACAGAGAGUAAUGGACAAACAGAUAAGGAAGGAACUGACGUUGAUAAACCUGCAGGGAUGGAAACAAGAAGUAAAGCAAAGGCAAAAGUUGCUGAAGAGAAUAAAGCAAAUAAGCAGCAGUCAAAGAAGCCAUCAAAAACAGAGGAUAAACAACUUAAAGCUGCUGAAAGGAAAUUUAAUGAGAAGUGUAUAAAAAUUCAGUUUCAUGUUUUGACAAGUGAAGAGUUCAGGUUUGAACCUUCAAAAGACAAAUGUAUAUUAGUCAUGGGCAACAAGGAAAUGGGAGGCUGGAAAAAAAAGGAUCGCUUAAUGAGAGAAAAAAGGAAAAUUGAGGGAUUUAUCUAUGAGAUGGUCUAUGAAGAAAUGAUUCCAACACGCCUUGUAGCAGGAGGCUCUUCAAUACCCUACAAAUACGUAAUAAUCAAACAAGAUAAACCAGAGAAGGAAUACUGGGAUCAUUAUAUGAAAAAUUACAAAACAGGAGAAGGCUAUGACAGGGAUCUUACAGUGUCUUUGAAGUUGAAAAGCAUAG
This is a messenger RNA of Mercenaria mercenaria, 2148 nucleotides long. Its product is annotated as myb-like protein X. The record is from RefSeq and is a predicted model, not a curated record. Lineage: Eukaryota; Metazoa; Mollusca; Bivalvia; Venerida; Veneridae. The transcript has 6 exons. The annotation marks the transcript as partial.